CCUGUCACUUCUGGGCUGAGAGCAGCGACCAAUAUCAUCAGACAGACGAUGCGGGAAUUCAAUUGCAAUUCGUGCAAUAUACCAGUAUACCAAAUCCGUGUAUACCAAAUUCGUGAAAUAAAAGAACGCUUUCCCUUUCGUCACUGAUACACCAGGUGUUUGAUUCAAGGCGUAAGGUGCUGCUGCCAUUGUAAUCAGAUAAACACAAAAGAGCAUAAGAAGAAGAACCAGGAAAUGAAUAACUUCCCCCGACAGUGGUAGAAGGAUUACGACCCAUCAUUCUCUCUCCUACCAUUCACAUCUCAGGGUUGGAGGAGCUGUCUCAGUGAUAAACUACCUGCUCAGAGCAUAAGCCUUGCAACCCACCCCCAUCCCCCACUCACUCACACACACCCAGUCAGGAUGAAGCUGAAAGAGGACCUGAACCCAGUGCUGCUGCUGCUCUUCCAGGUGACGGUGUGGCUGUACUCUGUCCUAGCCUUCCUCCCCUCCUACCUCUUCAGCUCUGUGUCAGAAUCAGACGCAGGCCUCGGCUCAGAACAGGAGCGGGCUCAGAGACUCAAGGCCCGGUCUGUGACGGGUCACCCCGCGGGGCCCUACAGGGCCAUGGGCGCCACGAAGAGGCUGGUGUCGUCCCUGCACCCCGGGGUGGACACACUGGAUAAGGUGUUUGAGGACGCAUCCAGAAGGUUCCCUGACAGAGACUGCCUGGGCACCAGAGAGGUAGUCAUGGAGGAGGAUGAGAGGCAGAGCAACGGAAAGUUCUUCAAGAAGGUGAUCCUUGGGCAGUACCGCUGGCUGUCCUAUGCUGAGACCCACAGGGCAGCAGCCUGCUUUGGCAUUGGUCUGGCAGCGCUUGGCCAGAGGGCCCACAACAAUAUUGCCAUCUUCUGUGAGACCAGGGCCGAGUGGGUAAUAGCUGCACAGGCCUGCUUCAUGCAAAACUUCCCCUUGGUCACUCUGUACUCUACCCUGGGGGGUCCGGCCAUCACUCAUGGUCUGAACGAGACAGAGGUCAGUCACAUCAUAACCAGCCGAGAGCUACUGGAGACCAGACUCAAGUUCAUCCUGCUGGAGGUGCCCAGGCUGCAGCACAUCAUUGUGGUGGAUGACACGCCCACCGAGUGGCCUGGUUACCCACGAGGCAUCAGUGUCCACAACAUGGCCAAUGUUCAGGGGCUGCGGACCAAGCCUGAGAAUGUGUGUCAGGGGCAUAAACAGCCCAUGCCCUCUGACAUCGCUGUCAUCAUGUACACCAGCGGCUCCACUGGCGUACCCAAGGGAGUCAUGAUCUCCCAUAGCAACAUCAUUGCUGGCAUCACUGGCAUGGCAGAAAGGAUACCCAACCUGGGUGAGAAUGACACCUACAUCGGGUACCUCCCUCUGGCCCAUGUGUUGGAGCUGAGUGCAGAGCUGGUGUGUGUGGCUCACGGCUGCAGGAUCGGCUACUCCUCCCCCCAGACACUAGCGGACCAGUCGACAAAGAUUAAAAAAGGCAGCAAAGGAGACACCAGUGUUCUGCAGCCUACUCUAAUGGCAGCUGUGCCGGAGAUAAUGGAUCGUAUCUAUAAGAAUGUGAUGACCAAGGUGGAGGAGAUGAGCAGUGCUCAGAGGACUCUGUUCACUCUGGCCUACAACUACAAGCUGGAGCAGCUCUCCCAGGGACGCAGCACACCACUGUGUGACAACCUAGUGUUUAAGAAGGUUCGGUCCCUACUGGGGGGGAAGACCAGGGUGCUGCUGUCAGGCGGGGCGCCCCUCUCUGCCGCCACCCAGCGCUUCAUUAAUGUCUGCUUCUGUUGCCCCGUGGGCCAGGGCUAUGGCCUCACCGAGACCUGCGGAGCUGGAACCAUCAGCGAGAUGUGGGACUACAGUACAGGGCGAGUUGGAGGGCCACUCAUUUGUUCUGAAAUCAAGCUCAAGGAUUGGGUGGAGGGUGGCUACCACAUCACAGACACGCCCACCCCACGAGGUGAGAUUCUGAUUGGCGGGCCCAAUGUUACCAUGGGUUACUACAAGAACGAGGCCAAGAACCAGGACUUCUUUGUGGAUGAAAACGGCCAGCGCUGGUUCUGUACGGGAGACAUAGGAGAGGUCCAUCCUGAUGGAUGCCUCAAGAUCAUUGAUCGUAAGAAGGACCUGGUUAAGCUCCAGGCAGGAGAGUAUGUGUCUCUGGGGAAGGUGGAGGCCAUGCUGAAGAACUGCCCCCUUAUAGACAACAUCUGUGCCUACGCCAACAGCGAUGAGAUGUACGUGAUUGGCUUUGUGGUGCCCAAUCAGAAGCAUCUGCUUUUGCUGGCGGAGCAGUAUCUUAUCCGGGGCUCGUGGGAGGAGCUGUGUGACAACGCUGCCAUGGAGGAGGUGGUCCUGCAGGUCAUCACCGAGGCCGCCCUAUCAGCCCAGCUGGAGCGGUUUGAGAUCCCCCGUAAGAUCCGUCUGAGCCCCGACCCCUGGACCCCCGAGUCGGGCCUGGUGACCGAAGCCUUCAAGCUCAAACGCCAGCAGCUGAAGAGCAAGUACCAGGACGACAUCGAGAGAAUGUAUGGCGGGAAGUAGGACCAAACCAGACCAGAACCUCUCCAAGCACAGAGCCAGCAUCUGCCUCAAGCCGCCCAGCUCCUUGCUCAAACCUCUUUUCCCCACCCGACCCCCGAACCCCAACCCCCAUCCUGGACGAGCCACCAGAAGCACUCAAAUGACUUGAAUCUACUUUGUUCUCCUGAGACCAAAAAAGAUAGACAGAUUGAGAGAGAUAGAGAGAGAGACAGAUUGAGAUAGAGGGAGAGAAAUAUAAAUAUCAAAGAGAGGAGGCUGUGUUGUUGCAAUAUUUCCCCUCCACUGUUCCUUUAUUCGAUAAAAUGGCUUUGCUUAAAAAUGUGAAUCAAUAGACAAUAGCCUAGCCCUGAAGACUGUUGGAGAGAAAGAUUAGCUAGGGGAGAGUAAGUAAGGAGUGUUGUUGGAACACCCUCAAACAGUAUCUCCAUGUUCAUUCCACUUCUUACCCUCUUUGGAGAUGAUUUUCCUCAAGAUGUGAGUUAUGAGACAGGACAGGUAUGUCAUGUUGCCUGUUGAGCUCAUGUCUGUCUGAGUGUUGUCGACUGUUAUUGAAGCACAAACUCAGGUUGGUUGGAAAACUUUCCAUUUGAACCCCAAUGCCCUUCUGUCUGAGGGCGUCAGGAAUGCUAAGCCAUGAGAGCCUGUAGAGAGCAAGUACCAUUAACAUUUAGGUUAAUAGCUGCUGUUUGAUUAUUUGUUUUUCUCCUUUAAUUCCGUGAUUCUGUUCACAUUAGUAUAGAGUCCUCAUUGGCUAAUUCUCUGUCCAAGUUCAAAAUCCAUGGCUCCAAAUCCAUUUUUUUCACUGCGUAUUCUAUUGUUUAUUCCAGAACCUAAUUCUGCCCAGAGACUAGUCUUACUUUCUGCAGGACAGGAAGAAACUAGCUGUCUGUGUUUAUUUUUGUUGUGUUUGGUUGAUGCUGUUUUUUCUGCUUAGUGAGGCUUUAGUACUAUGAUUUAUAUUUGAUGCCCAUCUGCCCAUCCAAUCCUACAAGCAUGAAGUCAACAGGAGGUUCAGAGAGACUAAGAUAAGAUAAUGACUUUAUUAUCCCAAUGGGGAAAUUUUGGUUGCGGCUAGGGGCAGUGAAAUGAUGAGUCUCUUCCACCAGAAGAAAAACAGAACAUUUUGAAGUGAAUAUACAGUACCACUCAAAAGUUUGGACACACCUACUCAUUCAAGGGUUUUUCUUUAUUUUUACUAUUUUCUACAAUGUAGAACAAUA
This is a messenger RNA of Oncorhynchus tshawytscha (Chinook salmon), 3776 nucleotides long. Its product is annotated as long-chain-fatty-acid--CoA ligase 3-like. Gene Ontology annotation, molecular function: long-chain fatty acid-CoA ligase activity. Lineage: Eukaryota; Metazoa; Chordata; Actinopteri; Salmoniformes; Salmonidae. The coding region runs from base 403 to 2556 and encodes 717 amino acids. Gene Ontology annotation, biological process: long-chain fatty acid metabolic process; neuron differentiation; long-chain fatty-acyl-CoA metabolic process. The record is from RefSeq and is a predicted model, not a curated record. Gene Ontology annotation, cellular component: lipid droplet; plasma membrane; endoplasmic reticulum. The transcript has 15 exons.